Dicrocoelium dendriticum is the source of this 910-nucleotide messenger RNA. NCBI's taxonomy places the organism in Eukaryota, Metazoa, Platyhelminthes, Trematoda, Plagiorchiida, Dicrocoeliidae. The record is from the annotation of a GenBank genome assembly.
CCGUUUCACACGUACUAUUCGGCGUUGGUGCUUUUCCUAUGUCUAAAUGGAUUACGGGUUCAUACAUGGAUUAAUAAUACACGAUCGGCACGUAACAAAAUGGCGACGGGCAACACGAACCCACUUGCGGGUCUCAUUUCUCUGGUUGGAGACGUCAGAAAAACCUUCCUUACAAGCAUGAAUUCAAUGGAAAACUUCGCUUCAAAAUCAGAUGACUCUCUUCCCUGUGUUGAAUCUUUCCAUCACACUAUCAAAUAACCAUUGGAUUAUGUUGUUCCUCCAGACACUUGAUUCCGAAGGACAAGGACAUUUCGAUGCAAUGAACCUAAUGAUUAAAUUUAGGAUUUCACAGGUGAUUCAGUUAGUUGAGGAAUUAUGGGGAAUUCAGCAGAGCGCCUUCUCAGGCGCUGAAGUUACAGCAACAACGCGGAGAAGGCAUGAACGAUUUUCUCGCACGCAUUCACCAAGCUGCAAGUGUCGUUACAACAUAAUCCAUUCGACGCGUUUCGAAAAAGUAAUGAAAAUUCAGUGCCUGAUAGCUGGAAUUAUAGAUGACGGAUCAAGAGAAAAACUUUUAUUCCAGGAAGAAGAAGACUCUUUCUUGGAAAACGUCUUGCAACACUGUUCAAGAGAGGGAACAUCUGAAAAUGAAGUUGUCCACUUUCAACCCAGUCCAGUCUGCAGAAACUGAACAAACUAACCUGAUCUUUUUCCUCUGAGAAUAUUGUGCGGAAUUUUGUGGACUACCAGUGUCCGCACUUGCGUACGAAGUGCGGUAAAGUUAAAUAAUUGGCUCGUGUGUACCGUUUCAACUAAAUCGUUGAACGAAAAGGGUGAGUCAUGUGAUUCACUGUUGAACUUGAUGAACCACGUAUUUGCGAACUGUUCAAACAUGACCAAAGUACCUCGG